AAUAUAUUUUUUAAGCAUAUUUGUUUUAAAUCUGGAGGAAUUUUUAUUAGUACAACUAAAAUAUUAUAAUAUAUUGACUACUGAUUAUGUUCGUGACGUAAUAUGAUUUUUUUUGUUUGUGUAUGGAAAAAUGGUACAACGUAAUAAGCUAAGUGUCAAGUAAAAGUGAUUAUAAUCGAAACUUCAGAAGUAGUUAGUAUAGUUAAAAAUAUUAUAUACUACUAUCUAUAAAAAAAAUAAUUUCUAAAUAGUCAAUAUAUCAAGUCAAUCGAAAAUGACUGAAAAGACUUUAAAGCUGGUGCCGUCCGACAAUAAUUUGCUGAAGAGUGAAGUGAUCGACUUGAGAAGCGAUACAGUAACAAAACCAGAUAUCCACAUGCGUCAAGCAAUGUUCGACGCCGAAGUCGGUGACGACGGUUAUAGCGAGGAUCCCACCAUAAAUCUUUUAGAAGAAAAAUCAUCACAAUUAUUUGAAAAGGAAGCGGCAAUAUUUUUACCAAGCGGACUCAUGGGAAAUUUGAUUGCAAUGAUGGUUCAUUCAAAACAACGCGGAGGUGAAAUAAUAGUAGGCCAUAAAAGUCAUAUUUUGCUGUGGGAACAAUGUGGAGCUUCACAGAUUGCCGGGUUGCAAAUGCGAGAAGUUACGAAUUUAAACGAUGGUACUCUGGACAUGACAGAGUUAAUUGGAAAAUUACGACCGGAGUUCCCAGACCCUCACGAACCAUAUACUACACUAGUAUGCAUUGAAAACACUCACAACUAUUGUGGCGGUACUGUAUUGCCUAUCGAAUGGAUUGAUCAGUUGGGAAAACUGACCAAAAAGCGAAACAUACCUUUACAUAUGGAUGGAGCUAGAGUGUUUAAUGCAGCUGUGAGUCUUGGAGUUCCAGUCAGCCGGAUAGUGAAAUAUUGCGAUUCAGUGACGUUUUGCUUGAGCAAAGGUCUAGGUGCACCAAUCGGUUCCAUUUUAAUCGGUGAAAAAUCGUUCAUUGAAAAGGCUAGACGAUUGAGGAAAGUUUUGGGCGGUGCCAUGCGACAAGCCGGAAUCGUGGCUGCGGCGGGACUGUACGCGUUGGAAAAUUGCGUAGAAAGGCUGGCUGACGAUCAUAGAAACGCGAAGAAAAUCGCUGACGCAAUCCAAAGGACGGCAAGUCCAUACGUGACGGUCAACCCAGGCGCACUCGACACAAACAUACUUUUGGUGAACAUUAACUCAUCUGUAGUCGACGCUAAUUACUUCGUUUCCGAGCUGAUAAAGAUAGACCCUGAUGAAAACGACAGUCAAUCGAACAACAAGAUACGAUCGACAGCCGUAAGGAUAUCGGAAAUAAACGAUGCAAGAGUGAGAGUCGUGACGCACAAGAACAUCACCGACGAAGAUGUGGACAUGGCUAUUGAAAAAAUUAAGUACGUCAUUGGAAAAAUCGACACGUACAUCAGUAACCGAUAAUUCAUCUGCCGACUUGCCGUUAUUAAAAUGCACUUUGUACAUAACAUAUUUUAUUUAUAUAUAUAUUUAAAUUUAAAUACUA
Aphis gossypii (cotton aphid) is the source of this 1532-nucleotide messenger RNA. RefSeq lists its product as uncharacterized. The coding region runs from base 275 to 1450 and encodes 391 amino acids. Gene Ontology annotation, molecular function: L-allo-threonine aldolase activity. The record is from RefSeq and is a predicted model, not a curated record. Gene Ontology annotation, cellular component: cytosol. The transcript is spliced from 10 exons. Lineage: Eukaryota; Metazoa; Arthropoda; Insecta; Hemiptera; Aphididae. Gene Ontology annotation, biological process: glycine biosynthetic process; L-threonine catabolic process.